AGCUUCGACGCCUUUCAACGGCGCCUCGUAACUUCAUCUUUAGACUGUCUUCAUCUCCCCUCCCCACGCCCCUCAUUUCUCGCGAUCUCUUCCGCACCAGUGCGACCUCCUCUUCACCCAGGACCCUUCCGCCAAUCUCCUCCAGAAUAUUCCCACGAAUAGGCUACAUAAGGACUUCUUGCCACUGUCCAUCCUUACUAUUACUCUCUUCAUCCUAUUCACUGCCGCUGCGAUCCUCUCCAUGAACGUGCAAUAACAUCAGAUUUCACGGCAGCUCACUGCCACCUGAGCAAGCACUGCUCACUCGAUCAUUGGCCUCCGCCACCACUCACUCCCACCCGCCGCAUCUUAACGAUUCGUCCCGAACAGCUCGUGCUACCUCUUAUGACUCGAGGUCGUAAGCCCAAUCUCUCCUUGGAGCCUAGUCGUCAGCUUCAGACACAGAGAGCCUUCAGAGAACGCAAGGCUGCUCACCUCGUCGAGCUUGAGGCGACGGUGAAGCGACAAGCUGCAGAACUCAUCGACCUCAAACGCAAGGUUCGGGGUCCUCAGAAUGACCUAGGCACCAUCAAUUCGUCGACCUCUGACACCGCCACUGGCGAGACUCAUUGUGACAGUUGCUUGCAUACGACGCAGCGCAACGCAGAGCUUCAGCAGACUGUGGCUUCACUCGAGCAACAGGUCCUCAACCUGCAGUCUUCCUAUGGCCUGGUCGUAGGUCCGCCACCAGGCGUGGAUGGCAACUCCUCCUUGUCCACCUCUUCUUCUGCUGCAUACUAUCCAUCCAGCUACAAUGACUUAACAAGAAUGGGCCCACCAUCUACGCAAGCAGGCUCGACGCCCUAUCAAUCUCAGAGGAGCUAUUCCUACACGCCCACCUCGGCUACCUCUGCUACCUCGCCUAGGUACAGUCCGUACGCCAUGGCGAACGUCGCCCCGUCGCUUGGAAGCAGUGGACAGCAGCUGUAUCCUUCGAGACCCUCUUAUCAGCACGAGCUGACGAGGGCAUCGUCGCACGGGGGUGAGUGGGCCGUCACCCAAUGGUCGACGUAUCAGUAUCCCAGCCAGAUGGGGGUACAGGAGGAAGCUCGAACAGGCCAUAGCACCGAUCAGCUGGGCCCUGCAUCGCAGCAUACUCAUCCUCGACAGCCUUAUCACUACCAGCAGCCACAGUUGCAGCAACAGCAACAGCAUCCCAUCCUUGGUUCCGCCAACAGACGCAAUGAUGCUGGCUCCUCGGACAAGCAGAACGGCAGGACAAUGGGAUCCUGUGCUGGACGGGGUGCUACGCGCGAACUGACAUCGGCGACGACGAGCGCGGGCGGUGGAUCCAUGCCGAUCCAAGGAAGAUCAGCAAUCAAGCCGCAGGACGAGGAAAACUGCUGCAUGGGUCUCUUCGAGUGCGACUCUACGGGAAGCCUCAUAGUGAACUGACAGUGGAAGCUACACUGCCUCUACACGCACACAAUCACC
Microstroma glucosiphilum is the source of this 1473-nucleotide messenger RNA. RefSeq lists its product as hypothetical. The record is from RefSeq and is a predicted model, not a curated record. Lineage: Eukaryota; Fungi; Basidiomycota; Exobasidiomycetes; Microstromatales; Microstromataceae. The transcript has a single exon. The coding region runs from base 385 to 1434 and encodes 349 amino acids.